Molecule: messenger RNA, 1369 nt
Organism: Achroia grisella
Lineage: Eukaryota; Metazoa; Arthropoda; Insecta; Lepidoptera; Pyralidae
Gene: Hp1b-l
Product: chromobox protein homolog 1-like
Exons: 7
Coding region: 265-855 (196 amino acids)
Biological process (GO): chromatin organization; negative regulation of transcription by RNA polymerase II
Cellular component (GO): pericentric heterochromatin; nucleus
Molecular function (GO): chromatin binding
Source: RefSeq, a predicted model, not a curated record
UUGUUUAUAAAAUCAUAUAAACAAAGACUGGUAAACCUGAAUUUAAUUCAGCAUUUUAUUCAAAUUUAAAAUGGCGGCACUUGUUCCCUCUAAAUAUUGAAGCUACAUCCGUUUACUUAUUUCUAAAUAUAAUUGCUCUAAAUAAUUUCGUGUUCAAGUAAUCUUAUUGUUCAUUUAAGUUGUGAAUUUUAGCUUUAAACUUGGUAAGAAAGGAUUCGUCAGUGAUUGUAAAAUUCGCUAAGCUACUGUUUUUCUGCUCAUGGAAUGGCAGAUAAAAAGAAGGAAGGUGAACCUGAAGGUGAGGAGGAAUUCUCUGUUGAGAAAGUGUUAGACCGCCGUGUCCGAAAUGGCAAGGUGGAAUAUUAUUUAAAAUGGAAGGGCUAUAGUGAUGAAGAUAACACUUGGGAGCCAGAAGAGAAUCUGGAUUGUCCAGAUCUUAUUCAGACAUUUGAAGAAGCCAGAAAAAAGAAAGAAGCUGUACUCGCUGGUGGGGUACCAGUAAAUGAUGAAAAUAUACGUAUGAAACCAGAGGGGAAAGUAACCAAAAUUGAGAAAGACCCUAAGAAGCGCAAGUCUUCAGCUGCCACACCUGAUCUCAAAGGUGCUAAGAAGAGCAAGAGUGAUGACAAGAAAGCAUCAGGAUUUGAUCGUGGAUUAGAGCCUGAAAAAAUUAUUGGUGCAACUGACAGCAGUGGGGAGUUGAUGUUCCUUAUGAAGUGGCAGGGUACUGAUGAAGCAGAUCUGGUACCAGCGAAACAGGCCAAUGUUCGCUGUCCACAGGUUGUAAUACAGUUUUAUGAGGAGCGACUUACAUGGCACACACCAGCACCUGAUGAGACUGCUAAUGAAGAUUAGGCAUUCACUUGGUCCACUAAAAUACUACAUAGUCGCGGAAUCGACACUUAAAAAAAUGAUAAUAUUGUUACUAGAGUAACUAAAAGGAUAUUUUUUUAGUUUUAUCUAUUUGACGUUAUACGUCUAUUAGGACGGGGCUCCGCCAGAACCGGCGUUUAUUUGAGACGUCGGUUUUAGCUUUGUCUUCGAUGUACAGGUAUCUUUAUCAAUUUAAACAUUGUAAGUAGGGGACAGUGCAUACAUAAACUAGUUAAUUAACGUGCCGCUUAGGUAUGAUAAAGUUAAUUUGUGUUAAAAAUAAAUAUAUUCCUGAUUUAAGCCUUAUUUCCAAUAUAAAUUGUCUAAAUGGCAAAAUAUAGCAAAAUAAAAACUACACACAAAUUAAUGCAGAUUUUAUGAAGAAAUUCCCACACCAUUGGAGUGGUCUCCAAUGAUUGGCUAAUUUUGUUUUAUUUGGUCGCUUCAGACAUUUCAAUACAAAUAUUGUCUUGCUUAAGUGCUGGCCUUUAUCAGU